GCUAGCGCCAAAUUUGAAACGAUGAUGGAAUAUUUUGGUUUAGAAGAAAAAACAACGAUUUUUAACUUAAAUCCUUACUGUUUAUAUGAAAUAUUUCGUCAAAUUCACAAAAACUGCGCAUUCAAGCAAACCAAUGAUAUAUUUUUAAAGUACAGUGAUCUUAUAAACUUUGCUAUUUGCUGUGAUCAUCUCAACAGAACGUUCAAAAAAUGGAGUCUCAAUCUUUAUAAGGAGCUGUGUAUUGAAAACACAUUCCUCAAUACGUACAUAUGCGUAGAGAUUAAUUUCUCAAAUCUUCAUUCGCACAUUUAUGGAUUGUCGAACAGUGAAAAGAAAAUGUUCUGGAUGAAUUUCAAAAAUCACAUUAUGGAUAACGAACAACUGGAGUCAUUAAAGGUAAUUUACGAACCAACACGUUACUGGAGUGAUUACUUGGAAAGAUUUGAGGACCUCAUAAAAUCGCUUCAUGUCAAGCCAAAACUGAGGGAGCUCUCUGUUUACAUAAAUGGAUUCAGCCUUGAGAUCGUGCCGCAGAUCACUCAUCUAGAAAAACUAGAGCUGAAUGUCCGAAUGCAUUCCAGUAUCCUGGUCGAGCUGUGUAAACUGAAUCCAAACCUACGAAGACUCAUUCUAAGGAAUUCCGAAAUAUUUGGCAGAUUAUCGGAUAUAGUACCUCAUUGCAAUCAACUGGAAUAUCUGAGCUUUGUGAUGAAAGAGGUAGAUGCAUCCGAGUACGUAGCCCUGGCCAAUUUGCCGCAACUUAAGUCAUUAAUUCUGUGUGGCGAGCAUCUCGAGGGAUCGCUUGUGAAGCUUUUUAAUCGCUUCCAAGAACACCAGCACAUCCAGAGCAUAUGUAUCCCGGAAACAUAUGUCAGCAAUGCAGAGGCCAUCGCCUUGGCAUCCAUUCGCUUAGUGGUUUCAAUUAAGUGCUGUUUGCGGGAUAAAUCGAUCUAUUCGGACUUGCCGUUAAGCGGAAAACUUACUCAUAUCUACAUUCUGGGUCACCCCAUGCAAUAUAAUCCAGACAAUCCGUAUUACAAUGAAAAGGAGGAGGAUUUUCUCAAAGUGACUUAUAGGGCACAUAGACCGUUAGCCGUCGUGCGUGCAUAUUAUCAAUAUUGGCAGACCAAAGAUCCAAAUCUAUUGCAAUUGGCCUUCGAUGAAGAUUAUUUGCAUGCACAUCGUCUCUAUUGCAUAGGCUGGUAUGAUGCCAAGAUUUUACCAGCUACAAUGCACAAUUCAUCAGAACAAUUCUCGGUCUCUAUCACCGGAAUUGUGCUCAAUAAAAAGGUAUCGAUUUCCGAUGCAGAACUUGCCGUACUGGCUUCCAUACCCACGCUUACCACCAUUCGAUGUUCAUUUGUUCAAAUAGAGCAAAUAAUCGCGGUUAAACUCCAGCAACUUAAUGAGAUUACAAAUACCGCAAAUCGAGUGGAUAAAAUUAAAACCGAAUUUUGCAAUAUUCGUUUCGUUCAUAGCCACGAAUCUGUGACGCUCGUACUGGAAUUCUUUGUACAGUGCAUCCUGAGUUAUGGGAGUAUCCUUGCUCCUCUUGCCAAUUUAAGAAAUUUGAAACGUCUGGAGAUAAAGGGAAAACUUAUGAGCGGAUCAUUGGUGGAGCUCUUUAGGGCUUUGGCCGCCUUGGAUAAACACACACUGCAGCAACUAGAAACUGCAUUCCUUGACCCAGAGGAACUCGAAGAGGUGGUAAAGAUACAAAGCUUGAGGAUACUUAAAAGUGGUUUCUUCUGCUCAAAAUAUAUAAAUGAACUUGGCAACUUGGAGCAAUUGGAGGAGCUUACACUUAUCGUUCAUCCGCAGGGAUCUCUGAUAGAGUUGUUCGCUGUCCUGGAAUCCAAGCAGCCUCAAGUACUCAAAAGACUCGUUAUUCAGAAUGCAAAACUUACUAAACAAGAAGUUGGCCACCUUGCUGGCAUAAGAUCCUUGGAAAGCCUUCAGCUCGGUCUGCCCGAAGUAAAAUAUUGGGAACAGCAACUAAAAGAUACAAAAAAUCAGGCAUUCGUAAACUAUUGUCAAAAGUGUCUGCUGGCCCCGGUUUCAUUCACAUAUGAGAACCAAACUCAUCAAACUGACAUUCAUACAUUGAUAACUGCGACAGAUGAAGAUCCCUUGGAUGCUCAGUUUAAUUUUUUAACGCAAUCGUAUGGCACAUUGACUCCCACGAACUUGGCACUCUUGGCCAAUUUGCCGAACUUAAAGGAAUUAAAAAUUUAUUUUAAUUACAAUACACUAGAUGCGGUGAACUUAUUGAACACUAUAGCCUUGCAGUAUCCUCAAAAGGUAAGAACACUUGCAUUUGCAUCUCAGGACUUUAGGUUGGUGUCGCUGUUCAAGGACUUGCAAUCCUUCGAAUGCGUUUUUAGCCAUAUAAAAGAUAUCGAGUAUAUAUCUCAGCUCAGAAAUCUGACAGACUUGCAAAUCGAUAAUCCUCUUGGUAUAUCCCUGUGGCAGCUUCUUAAGGAACUGAAAGUUUUAGGUAAUCUUCAAUCCUUAAUUCUGGAUAAUUCGAAUCUGGAAUUUUUAGAGCUUGUUGAAGUAACAAAACUUAGUUGGCUAAAACGAUUACGACUCGGUUUGGCCAAGAAACAGUUCAUCUUUAUGCUAAUUCAAUUGGAAGACCUCGAAGUCUUGGAAAUUACAUCGACCCAUUACGCAGCGGAAAAUGAAAGCAACUUCCUCUAUUCCUUUCUAAUAAAGUGCAAAAAUAUUAAAUCAAUAUCUCUUUAUCGGUUCUACGAUUUCCUCAGAAAGGAUUAUAUCAAUGGAAUACUAAAUCAUAUUAAGCUGUUUCGAAAUCCCUACGAGCACCCGCCUUUCAAAUUGCGUGGAGUUUGGUCAGACUUCAAAAGAUUCAAUCAUGUAAGAUUUUAGUUGCCGUAUUUGCAAAUAUAUUUUCAUAUUAUUUUUAUCUUUUUAUUUUUAGUUGGCCUGUUAUAAUAAUGAGCUUAUGGAACUGAGGCGACAGGAUGGUAGCUAUCAAAGUAGUGAUGAAUCUGAUGAAGACUAAUUAAAACGCAAUUUAUUAAUUAAUAUAACUCCCUAUAUAACCUGAAAAUAUGUUGUUAGCUAUAAAAACAAAGUAUAGACGCAUUUAAUUUCUUUUUAUUAGAUAAAAUAGUUAGAAGUCACAGUUUCGUAAAUAUAUUAAUUUUGUGUAGAUAUAUAUUUAUAUAAAUAUGCACCUAUGCAGUCCCUUAUUAUUCAGAGCAUUUGUGUAACAGCUUUAUGUAUCUUACAUCAAAUUUACAAAAUAAUGACAUUAGCAUCACUCUACCGGAAAUUUCGUUUAUAGAAUCGUAGAAUAUCGUAAAAGGAAUCCAUAAAAAGAAUUCCAGGGUGAUGCCUAUAAAAGGAUUGUUUUUUAAUAUUUCCAAGUAUGGCAAAACUUACUAUUGAUAAAAAUGUCCCCUAUGUUAAUUUUUAUGGCUGUGUCCUUCGAAAAUCUACAACAUACUUUACAUUGUGUAAAACAUUUCAAAUGAAUCAUUUGCUUUACACUUCUUAUUUUACGUUUCAUUACAAAACAUUUUCCGUGUCAAAUUCAAUAAAUUCUCACAACGAAAUUAUUAUGCAUAUCUAAACCAAUUUAAAUUUUGCUAGGAAUAGAUUUCUAGGACAACCGUUAAUAGGGAAUAAAACAAAUAGGAAAUCUUUUUAAAUAUUUCUAUAUUAACAUUUAUUUAAUGUUUCUUUUUUAUAUUUUCAUUUUUAAAUGGUACACAGAGGUUUCCAUUACCUUCCUAUCAAUAUAGCCAAAUUAAUAAAAGUGAGAGCAACAAAUUAUGUUUAGACCAGCUUUUGCACUUGAUGGCUUAUAAUGCUUACAACACUUAUCGUAUCCGACAUUCAUUUAACUCACGACAUACUUACACAUAUUACAAUGAAAUUAAAAUAUUAUUUAUUACCCACCACCCACUGAUGUGGGUUCAUUGUGU
Molecule: messenger RNA, 3956 nt
Organism: Drosophila melanogaster (fruit fly)
Lineage: Eukaryota; Metazoa; Arthropoda; Insecta; Diptera; Drosophilidae
Exons: 2
Coding region: 22-2892 (956 amino acids)
Cellular component (GO): membrane
Source: RefSeq, marked reviewed